Molecule: messenger RNA, 7253 nt
Organism: Rhincodon typus (whale shark)
Lineage: Eukaryota; Metazoa; Chordata; Chondrichthyes; Orectolobiformes; Rhincodontidae
Product: mannosyl-oligosaccharide 1,2-alpha-mannosidase IA-like
Exons: 12
Coding region: 1982-3772 (596 amino acids)
Biological process (GO): N-glycan processing; carbohydrate metabolic process
Cellular component (GO): extracellular exosome; Golgi membrane; endoplasmic reticulum
Molecular function (GO): mannosyl-oligosaccharide 1,2-alpha-mannosidase activity; calcium ion binding
Source: RefSeq, a predicted model, not a curated record
GGAUCAUUGUAUAUUUUAAUUUCACUGUGUUGCGAAUCCAGUGAUAAUGAGGCUGAUUUUGUUUGGCUUGCUAUCCAUGUGUUGUAACAAGAUAGGUUUUAAGGUGAUUUCCAAAGAAGGCACGAGUCACACAGAGAUUUAGAAGCUUCAGAGAUUGGGGCUGAGGUAAUUAAAGCAAUGCUGAAGAGGUUCGAAUUAUCGGAAUGGCCUAGUGGUAUUAUCGCUGGACUGUUAAUCCAGAGACCCAGGUAAUGUUCUGGGGACCUGGGUCCGAGCGCUGCCACGGCAGCUGGUGGAAUUUGAAUUCAAUAAAUAUCUGGAAUUAAAAGUCUAAUGAUCACCAUGAUUCCAUUGCUGGUUGUUGGAAAAACCCAUCUGGUUCACUAAUGUCCUUUAGGGAAGGAAACUGCCAUCCUUCUUGAUCUGGCCUGCAUGUGACUCCAGAUCCACAGCAAUGUGGCUGACUCAUAACUGCCCUCUGGGCAAUAAGUGCCGCUAGCUACGCCCUCAGUCGAUGAAUAACGAAAAAAAUGCAUAUAUCUUGGAGAGUUGUGAGUCUUGGGGAAAUAAUAAAGAUGGUGAAGGGAAAAGCAAAGGAGGAAUAAAAAUUAACAUAUGAUUAUAUGUAGGUCAGUAAGCACUGGAGUAGUAAGUGAACAUGUCUUGGUACAAGUACACAGAGUUUUGGGAUGUCAAGUUUAUAAGGAGUAGAACGUGGAAGCUUAACUCAGAGUGUGUUGGAACAGUCAAGUCUUGAGACCACAAAGGCAUAGAUGAAAGUUUUCAGCAGCAGAUGACUUGAAAGCAGGAACAGAGUUAGAUGCUGAUUUGAAGGUGGAAGUAGGUAGUCGUGGUAAUGACACAAAUGUGUAUCUGGACGCUCAUCUCAGGGUCAAAUAUGAUUUCAAACGUUGUGAACAGUUUGAUUCAGCCAUAUAGACCGUUGGCAGGUUGGGCAAGCAGUCUAAUCAAUCAUUUACUAUGGAGUCACAGGUGAGGCAGAGUUGGGGAUCUUCAGCAUGCACGUAAAAGCAGACACCGUGUAAUGGUGUCGCCAAAUUGCUGAAAGCAGAUGAAAAUUGGGGGUGGGAGCAUAGGACAAGUCUAGAUCCUUAGGGGAUGCCAGAACAGGAAGAGAAGCAUUGUAGAUGACACGCUGUCUAGGAUUAGAUAUAGACCGAAGCAAGAGCAAUUUUGAAGGGUUACUGGUGUCGAAAUGUUAACUGUUUUCUCUCCACAGAUGCUGCCAGACCCGCUGAGUUUCUCCAGCCAAUUUCUACUUAUGCUUCAGAUCUCCAGCACCCGCAGUCGUUUUUAUUAUUCAAGCAAGAGCAGUUCAUCCAACUGGACAACAUGGAAAAGAAUUGUGUGACCAAACAUGUCUAAGGUUGCAGAAAGAGACCUUUGUCUCCGCCCCAUCCCUUUCUCUCAUUUUAUUCUUGUGACUUCCCUCCUCUUUCCCGCUUUAUUCCCUUUUUAAGAGUACUGCUGUUUUCUCACCGCUGCGCCUAGCUCCAUUAACGUUUCCUUCCGUGUAUACUCCAGCCCGGUAGUUCUGAAGAACAGUGGCAUUUCAGAUGUUUUUUUCCGGGUAUCUGACUGCAUUUCCGUGAUCCGCUCGACUGCCUGUAUGUUAUCUAAAUUGACAACAAUGGUGACUAAUGAUGGAGGCGGAGGCGGGGGCGGGAUUUCCGGCGCCGUGUGUAAGCGAUUGUGACGGGAGAAAAACACGGCGCCAGCGGACUGAGGCCAACGGUCACUCGUGAGAUAGCGGAGCGCGGGAUAGUGAGGCUGUGCAUCUCGAGACCAGUACUGAGCCCCACAGAGAGGGGAUUGGGUGGGGGUGGUGAAAGGGCCGAGACUGCUGGGGGUUUGAAGGCAGUUUUUUUUUUGGCGGGGUUGUCUUUGAAGAAGAUCCCGUUGGGGUUUGGGACCCACCUCCACUAUUUGCACCUCCACAUCACUUUGCCCUGUUGAGCUGAUGAUCCGAAAGCUGUGUUCAGGGUCCGGUCUGGGGCUGGGCGGUCGCUUCGGGGGUGUUCGCCUCUCCAGGCGGUUCGUCUUCCUGAUCCUGCUCAGUGCCUUGGUCACUGUGUGCUUCGGGGCCAUCUUCUUUCUACCGGACUCCGUUCGCCUCCGUCGCUUCUUCUUGUUGCCCUCCGAGCCGCAGCGUACAGACAGUGCAGGGAGCGGACUCGGGCUGGCAGUGGGAGCGGGGUCUGGGGCCGCUGCGGGCUCUCGGUACAAGCAGACAGGAACGCACGUUGGUCCCGUUCGGCGAAGACAGAACGACCGAUUCGUUAAAGAGUCAGUGUCGGCGCAGAUCCGCCAGGAGGUAACGGAAAGAGAGCAUAGCCUUCGGGAUUCAGAGAACGGGGUGGAGGUGCUGGACGCCAGCAACAUCCGCUAUCAGCCACUGCUGGAGGAAGGAACAGAGCUGGCAGAUCAAGACGUGAGGAGCCACCGGGAGAAAGUCAAAGAGAUGAUGAAGUUUGCUUGGGACAACUAUAGACGAUAUGCAUGGGGGACAAAUGAGCUCAAACCAUUGUCGAAGAGUGGACAUGCAAGUGGCUUGUUUGGAGGGCUUCUGGGAGCUACAAUUGUGGACUCUUUGGACACACUCUACAUUAUGGGUCUUCAGGAAGAGUUUACAGAAGCCAGAGAAUGGGUGGAAAACAACUUGGACUUUAAUGUGAAUGGAGAAGUGUCUGUCUUUGAGGUAACCAUACGUUUUGUCGGUGGGCUGUUGUCAGCAUAUUACUUAACAGAUGAUGAGUUAUUCAAGGUGAAAGCAAUUGAAUUGGGAGAGAAGCUAUUACCAGCAUUUAACACCCCAACAGGCAUCCCCUGGGCCUUGAUAAACCUCCGUAGUGGAGUUGGCCGGAACUGGGGCUGGGCCUCAGGAGGAAGUAGUAUUCUGGCAGAGUUUGGCACCUUACACCUCGAGUUCGUGCACCUGAGUGAGGUGUCAGGCAAUCCAAAGUUUGCUGAAAAGGUGAUGAAAAUCCGGAAAGUUCUGAAUCGGCUAGAAAAACCUCAUGGGCUUUACCCCAACUAUCUAAGCCCUGUUACUGGUCACUGGGGACAGCUUCAAAUCAAACAUGCAUAUCAACCUCUCAAAAAUGUUACCCAUGCUAUAGAGACAAAUCUAGUGAGAAAAUCUGCCAGUGGUUUGACCUAUAUUGCAGAAUGGAGGGGUGGAAUACUGGACCAUAAGAUGGGUCACCUAGCCUGUUUUUCUGGAGGGAUGUUAGCAAUGGGAGCUGAUGAUGCACCAGCAGACUUGUCUAAACAUUACAUGGAAUUAGCAGCAGAAAUCACCAUCACCUGCCAUGAGUCAUACAGACGUUCAGCAACAAGACUUGGUCCUGAAGCAUUUCGCUUUGAUGGUGGUGCAGAUGCUGUUGCUACAAGAAUGAAUGAUAAGUAUUACAUUCUGCGACCUGAAGUGGUUGAAACCUACAUGCACAUGUGGAGAUUUACCCAUGACCCCAGAUAUAGAGAAUGGGGCUGGGAGGCAGUGCAGGCUCUGGAGCAGUACUGUCGAGUAGAUGCAGGAUUUUCUGGGAUAAGAGAUGUGUACAGCACCUUGCCACAUCAUGAUGAUGUACAGCAGAGCUUUUUUCUUGCAGAGACAUUAAAGUACCUUUAUGUGCUGUUCUCUGAAGAUGAACUGCUGUCUCCAGAACACUGGGUAUUCAACACAGAGGCCCAUCCUCUGCCUAUAAUACAAAGGAACACACAAGAACAAGUGAUCACAAAUGAUCAGUAAACAAAUAUACCCUGAAGAAGGGUUAACCUUUAUCAGUCUUUUGGGUUGAGAUGCAUUUCCUUUCCAGUAAAGGACCUUUAUCGAUUUAGAUAGAAAUGGGUUAAGAGUCAGCAGUGUAAUCGAUGUGUUAUGGUGUUUGAUCUGCUCUGGACACAUUGAUUUCCUCUGUGAGGAGAUGAGUGGCCCUAUUGGCUGCUUGUCAGGGGCCACGCUGAAAGUAAAGUCUCAAAUAUAUUACUUGUCCACAAGGCUUGAAUGAGGGAGAAUGCAAGGAUCAAUUUGACUCUUCUUUCUGACCAAAGGAUUAAAAUUUCAUAAGUGUAAAGGCUGUUACUUUGCUUUCUUCUCACUUUAUAAAAGAAAUUGUGUAAAGCAAAGUAAAUGCAUAUUCAGUUCUUUAUAUUCGUAAUUAAACUAGCAUCUUUCUGGUACUAUGACCAAAUAUUGCAUUGACACCAUGAUCUAGAGAUUCUGAGGUUCCAUUACUCAUUGACUAGGCCUUUCAUUUUCUCUGUUGGGUCGCUGAUUGGUGUAUUUGUAUAAAAUGUUUCUAUGUGGUACCUUAACAUGUUUGUUAAUUAUUUAUCUUAAAUAAAUUAACAAAUGUGCUAAACAAUGAGGAUAAGAAUAUAACUAAAUUAGUCAACAGUGUUUGAAGAAAGAAUAUAAGAAAUGAAAUAUUAACAACUUGAAAUUCAUCUUGAGUAGUAGCAGUUUUGUCUUGCCAUUUACAUUCUGUCCACCUUACACUAAUGCCCAAGGCAAAUUUCACAAUUUAAAUGUUAUUUUUUAUUUUUCACAUCGAAUACUUUUCAAUCAAUACAAACUGAACCAAAAUAUCCUGAAGUAUUGGUAGUGAAAUUGGGCACUGCCAGCAGCAUGAAGUGGAUGCUUAGUAAAUUGGCAGCUAAAGUUUCACCUCUCCUGAUAUUCUUUACACUAAGGUUCACAGAACAAGAGUUCAGACACUUUUUUGGAGAUUGAUUUUCAUGUCCCACUCGGCUUUUACUUGAUUUGGAAUUCAAAAGCUUUGCAACAUUUUCCAAGUUAACAGAAAAUUUAAAACUGGCGCAGUGAAAAAUAUCAUCUAUGAAUUUGCUGCAAACCAUUUUUUGCACUGCUGGCAUACACCAGUUUCACCCCCAUUUUGUUUUACGUCAGCAGUUUUAUUUGAUAAUUAUGGUCAAGAAGAAAAUCAUUUUGUGUGGUGCUAAUUUGAUCUCAAUCAAACUUUACCAGAUAACCAUGUAACUUCUAAUCAAAGGUAUCUAUCUUAGGCAUAACUGAGGUGCAAUAUACACUUACGUCAAUCUGUUACAUAUUUACAUUCAUUCUGUCUCAUUUACAAUUUUAUGUAUGCAAUUAUGGCACUUAUUUUAUUCUUGAUUAUUUUACAUUGUUCUGAUCAAGUCAUACGUUUAUACUGUUUGGGCCUAAGCUCAGUUAUACAUUAAUGUCAAUUAUAUUAUAUUUAUACAAUUUGAUUCCAAUGUACAUUAGAACAAUUACAAACAUGAAAAUGACAGCCAGAAAAAGACUCAUGGGUGUAUAUAGCUUGUUCCCCACAUUAUGCAUCACAAUACGUUCACUUCACACCAACUCAGUGCCAUGUCUCCUUGGAGAGGUAAAAGCAAAACUAAAACCCCAAGCCUAUCAUGGAGAGAUCUGAAAAUUUUCUCUCUGAGCCCCUUAAGCAAUCAAAAUUAGUCCAGGAGAUCACAUUGUCCUGAACUACAUUAUACCAUAGUCUGCCUUUUGUUUAAUUAUUCUGAUUAAAGAAUUACAUGGCUCAAACAAAGAACUCUCAGUUGAUUGGGCCUGUGUUUGUGCUUAUUUAAGUACAUAACUUUUGUAUCAUUUUAUGUUCUUACUAUUCAAAUGCGUUUCCAAAUCCAUUUUAAAUGAUGCCUGAGUCAACAUACAUGAAUCAUUACCUCUUCUAAUAAUAACUGUGAAAAAUACUUACCACUUGCCCUUCUAUUGGUAAUUUUGAGUCUAAGUCCCUUGCAACUAGUUCACAAUGAGUGAAAACAAACUUUUAUUACUCUGUAAUGUUCAUAAUUUUGAAAACCUUCUUCAGAUCUGCCAAUUAAGUUUUCCCCUUCCAGUGAAAAAAAUGACCGUUUUUCGUGACAUCCUUUUAUACAAGUUCUCAUUCCAAGUGACAUUCAAGUAGGCCUCCAUUGUUUCUUUCCAUGACUCACCCUUCCAAUAAAGUCCAUACCGCAUUCAGUACUUUAACUAUACCCUUACCAGUGUUUUGAAAAACUGCAACAUUAUUUCAGUUUUUAUAUUUAGUAUUGCUCUGCACAAAACCCCAGAAUCUUUUAUUGGGAUGUAGUGGAAGGUGUAGUGAUAGAUAUACGUUUCUUUAUUUUAGGAGAUGAGAGGAUGCCUAGUUUUUAGCUGUGCAUAAUGAAGGGCAUACAUAGUAUACUCACUUUUUAUUGUUCAAAGGUCAUGUUUCUAAAAGCACAAAUUAGUAAAUCAUGCAAGGUUAAGAUGACAUGGCCCAGCUAUAUUUUGGCGAAUCCUUUAAGUGUAUGUGGCAGCUGCUAUUACAGCUUUAUUUGGACUAAUUGCUAUUAUAUUAAUAGUGAUUCAGUGUGAAUUCAAAAAUUUUAGAAAUUAUCAUCAGUGGUCUUUGUGGACAAAUGUAUCAUUAUAAUGGCCAUACAUAGGAAUAUAAUUAACACCAAUUUCUCUACACUCAUAAAGUAAGAGGUAAAUUUAUUAUGUAGUUAAAAGUCUACCUGAACAUCCCUGAUUCAUUUUAUAGAUUUGGGUCCAGAUUAUUGGUUGUAUUCUCCCAUUUGAAGCAGUAUAUAUGACAUUUGUAUCAUAAUCUAUUAAAAAUCUUGCAAUAUGGUAUCAUUUCCUGUCAAAAUUAGUUCCUGCAAUGCUUUCCUUAUCACACCCGAGCUUACUCAAAGACUCCCUAACUCAAAGAUAAAUUAAUAUGUAAGAAAUCUACACCAAACUAAUUGCUAGACAAUGCACCAAAUAGUGUCAAACAUCUAAAUUUCUUUAAGAGGAUAUUCUCAGAAUAUUCUUAUGAUACAGAUGUCAGGUGUAUAUGUUCACUUUUAGAAUUCGCAAUAAUGCAGUGAUCUUUUCAACAUUUGCCUAAGUUUCUUUGUUCCUCUAUUAUGUAAAGAAUGUUACCAUCAUAAGGGAUCAUUCGUAUUACUUUUCUGCAAAAUGUACUUUUUCUCAGUUCAUUCCAUUAAACUGUAGCUGCCAUCUAUCUGCCUACUCCCAGUCAUAGGGAAGUCUUGCUAAAACUAUACAACUAUACUAUUCAGACCACAGCUAGAAUACUGUGAACAGUUUUGAGCUGCUUAUCUAAGGAAAGACAUGCUGGCAUUGGAGGUAAUCCAGCAAAUGUUCACUAGGUGGAUUCUGGGUAUGGAGGAAUCAUCUUAUGAGGAGAGGUUGAGGAAGUCAGUCCUGUACUCAUUGGAGUUUAGAAGAAUGAGAG